This is a messenger RNA of Cornus florida, 1747 nucleotides long. Its product is annotated as galacturonokinase. Gene Ontology annotation, biological process: galactose metabolic process. Gene Ontology annotation, molecular function: ATP binding; galactokinase activity. Lineage: Eukaryota; Viridiplantae; Streptophyta; Magnoliopsida; Cornales; Cornaceae. Gene Ontology annotation, cellular component: cytosol; cytoplasm. The transcript is spliced from 14 exons. Bases 254 to 1549 code for a protein of 431 amino acids. The record is from RefSeq and is a predicted model, not a curated record.
CCGUGUAUUGUCAUGAAUCGUCAUCAUUGAUGAGAUGAAACGAAGCCGAAUCACAUUGACGUUUUAACCGACUAAUAAUUUCCCGGGUCACAACCGCAAAAUCUAUUUCUUUAACUCCACUCUCUCUCGAGAUAUCUAUAUGUAUACGUGUGUGUGUAAACACAACUCUCAUUGCGGUGAAGCUGUAGCCUUGUAGAGAAAAACCCAGUUCAACAAAGCCAUUCAAUUGGUGAUUCUCCAGAUCAUUUGGAAGAUGAGUGGGUUUUCUUGGCCAUCCGAAGGAGAGUUGGAUGAAAUAAAGAAGAUGGUUGCUGAAAUGUCUGGGAGUGAUAUUGAAGAGGUCAGGGUUGUCGUGUCCCCUUAUAGGAUUUGUCCAUUGGGAGCUCACAUUGAUCAUCAGGGUGGAACUGUUUCAGCUAUGACAAUUAAUAAGGGUAUACUUCUAGGAUUUGUUCCUUCUGGUGAUUCUCAGGUUCUACUACGAUCAGGACAGUUUAAAGGGGAUGUUAGGUUAAGAGUAGAUGAAAUUCAGCUUCCAAAGCAUGUCGUGAAGUCAAAUGACAAGAUCCAAUCAAAUGAUUCAUCCGAACUACAAGAAGAAAGUAAUUGGGGAAUUUAUGCCAGAGGAGCACUAUAUGCACUACAAAGUAGAGGAAAUUAUCUAAGACAGGGUAUCACAGGAUUUGUGUGUGGUUCUGGGGGUCUUGACAGUUCAGGUCUUAGCUCUUCUGCCGCUGUUGGAGUUGCUUACUUGUUGGCUUUCGAAAGUGCAAAUGAUCUUACUGUAUCCCCAUCAGAAAAUAUUGAGUACGACCGGUUGAUUGAAAAUGAAUAUUUAGGUCUGAAAAAUGGCAUAUUGGAUCAAUCAGCUAUAUUGCUUUCAAGAUAUGGUUGUCUAACCUGUAUGAACUGCAAGACCAAAGAACACAAACUUAUACACCCACCAAAGUUGCAGAAAAACCAUCCGUUCAAGAUAUUAUUGGCAUGUUCAGGCUUGAAGCAGGCUUUGACAAGUAAUCCUGGAUAUAAUCGCCGAGUUGCAGAGUGUCAAGAGGCUGCAAGAGUGCUGUUGCAUGCUUCCGAGAGUGGAGCAGUGGAGCCUAUUCUAUCCAAUGUUGAACCAGAAGCAUAUGAAGCUAACAAGUGCGAAUUAGAAUCCAAUCUUGCUAGAAGAGCAGAACAUUAUUUCUCAGAAAAUAUGCGGGUAAUUGAAGGACUUGAAGCAUGGGCUUCUGGAAAUUUGGAAGUUUUUGGAAAGCUUAUCACAGCCUCUGGUCUAAGUUCUAUUCAGAACUAUGAAUGCGGUUGUGAGCCACUAAUUCAACUGUAUGAGGUUCUUCUGAAGGCUCCUGGUGUAUAUGGAGCACGGUUUAGUGGUGCCGGAUUUCGAGGUUGCUGUGUUGCAUUUGUGGAUGCUGAUUGUGCAGAAGAAGCUGCAUCUUUUGUCAAGAAUGAGUAUUAUAAGCUCCAGCCAAAGUUGGCCAGCCAAAUCUGCCAAGAAAAUGCAGUUUUGAUAUGUGACGCGGGUGACUGUGCUCGUGUGAUGUGACCAGCUACUAAUUUGUCAACCGAUUACUUAUUUACAUGCCUGCUCAUGACAAUGCAAUGUGAAGUCAUUUGUAUAAUUUGUCAUAUUAAAUUUUCUGAGACCCAUUGGUUGUUAUAUUUGUGCUGUAUCAAAAUGUCACAUCUGAACAAAACGGAAGACCUCAUAAAAGUAGAAUAGAUGCUCAUUCUUUUGACAAAA